Molecule: messenger RNA, 1311 nt
Organism: Quercus lobata
Lineage: Eukaryota; Viridiplantae; Streptophyta; Magnoliopsida; Fagales; Fagaceae
Product: receptor-like protein kinase FERONIA
Exons: 1
Biological process (GO): protein autophosphorylation
Cellular component (GO): plasmodesma; plasma membrane
Molecular function (GO): ATP binding; transmembrane receptor protein tyrosine kinase activity
Source: RefSeq, a predicted model, not a curated record
CAUGGUAAAACAAAGAAUCAGAAAGCAAUCAUCAUCGGAGUUGUUAUUGGUGGAAUUGUCUUGGCCUUUGUUAUCGGUUUCUUUGUUAUUGCUUCUUACCAUUGCCAGCAUUUUAAAGACUCAAGUGCAAGGGAAGUUCCUUCUAGGUGGCACCAAGAACAUGGACAUGGAAAAGAUUCAAGUGCAAGGGGAGUUCCUUCUAGGUGGCACCAAGAACAUGGACAAGGAUUUACCAAGAACUUUUGUCGACGCUUCUCAUUUGCUAAGAUCAAGGUUGCCACCAAGGACUUUGAUGAGGCUCUACUCCUUAGGCUUGGAGGUUUUGGUAAAGUUUACAAGGGAGAAAUCAACAAUGGAGCAACCAAAAUAGCAAUCAAGCGUGGAAACCUGCUCUUUGAUCAAGGAGUACACGAGUUUCAAACUGAGAUUGAAAUACUUUCAAAAGUUCGUCAUCACCACCUUGUUUCAUUGAUCAGCUAUUGUGAAGACAGCUGCAAAAUUAUUCUUGUUUAUGACUACAUGUCUCACAGAACACAAUGUGAGCAUCUAUACAAUACCCAAAAACCACCAUUGCCUAGGAAGCAAAGGCUUGAGAUAUGCAUUGGAGCUACCCGCAAUUUACACUAUCUCCACAUAGGUGCCAAGCACACUAUUAUCCACCGAGAUGUUAAGACAACAAACAUUCUCUUGGAUGAGAAGUGGGUUGCCAAGGUUUCUGAUUUUGGCUUUUCAAAAACAAGUGCUACACAGGAUAAGACACAUGUAACCACUGUUGUUAGGGGUAGUUAUGGGUAUUUGGAUUUGGAGUAUAUACUAUUACAGCAACUGAUUGAAAAAUCAGAUGUUUACUCAUUUGGGGUUGUUCUUUUUGAGAUCUUAUGUGCUCGGCCAGUAAUGGACACAUCACUUCCAGAGGAGCAAGUAAACUUGGUGGAGUGGGUUGUACACUGCCAAAAGAUAAGUAUUCUUGAUCAGAUGACUGAUCCUUAUCUGAAGGGGAAGAUUGCACCUAAAUGCUUCAAGCAGUAUGCUGUGACUGCAAUGAAAUGUGUGGCUAAUGAGGGUAGAGACAGGCCAUCUAUGGCUAAAGUAUUGUGGAACCUUGAGUUAUCUUUGCACCUACAAGCCAGUGCAGAGGAGAUAAAUGAGGGAAUUGCCAAAAUGCACAUCGAGGAGGAGACAUUUGCACCCCAUGCAUGGAAGAAAGAUUCUGGUGUAUCCCCAAGUUAUGAUGAUUGUGGAAGCUCAUUUUCUCGAGAAAUCCCAUGUCAAAAGCUUAAUGUUGGCCAUCUUUGGACUAGGUUUUUUUAG